Messenger RNA from Cinara cedri, 4498 nucleotides. The record is from the annotation of a GenBank genome assembly. NCBI's taxonomy places the organism in Eukaryota, Metazoa, Arthropoda, Insecta, Hemiptera, Aphididae.
AUCUCUUUUAAACGCUAAUGUAAUAUUUCCGCUUUUUGCAGCAUUACCGAGUGGUAAAGGAACGAAAUCUNCGACAGAAUUAGUAAUUUAAAUAUUGUUUAAUAAUACAUCAAGUAUAACUUCUAUUUAAUCACAUUCGUACAAUCUUCCUGGUGAAUAGAUAGAAAUAUAAAACAUAUUGCUGGGUUUUUAGGUACGAUUUACGUUCUGUUUAGAUCUCUUUUAAACGCUAAUGUAAUAUUUCCGCUUUUUGCAGCAUUACCGAGUGGUAAAGGAACGAAAUCUCUCUUGUUCGAUGUAAAAUAAACUUUUUCAGUUGCUAUUCGUAUUGAGUUAAUACUGUUUUUAAAUUUGUUUUCAGCUGCCCUCGACUACAAUGACAAUGACUAUGAAGACGAGACAGAUAGAAGACCACCAACCGACUUCGAAACCCUAAAGUUAACGGAUAUGGAAGUUAUCCGAACUUUAGGGCAGGGAAGCUACGGACGGGUGGAACUGGUUGAAGCAAAUCGGAAACGAUUUGCUUUGAAAGUGAUAAAAAAGGAACAUGUGAGUAGUGCAAUUGAUUAUGCUAUUACAUGUCUUUAAUUCAAUAAUUGGUAUACUGUGUUCUCGAUAUAGUCUAUUGACCCAUUUAUGGGAAAAUAUGUUCGAUCAGAAGUAGACAUCAUGAUGGAAUUGAAAAAUGAUUUUAUAGUAGGCAUGUACACGUCAUUCAACGACGAGGAUAACGUGUACAUGCUUAUGGAAAUAUGCGAAGAAGAUGUAAGGGCGAUUUUGGUGUACGUACUUAUUUAUUGUUUAUUAAAUUAAACAUACCGAUUGCAAAAAUAUUCAUAGAAGAUAAAAAUUUCAUUUUAAUACAAUCAAUUAUUUUAUAAAACAGUUUAAAUAGAUUUUGAUCAAUUAUUUAAAAAAAAAAUGAUAUGCAGACAGUUGGUCCGAGUCGUAGAAAAUCCGAAAUGAUCUCUGAACUAGAAUAGAAUCUUUCUUUUAUUCACUCAUCUUCACAAUACCAACCAUUUGAAGUAGAUUUUUUUUAUAUUUAGAAUGCCCUUACAUAAAUAGUUUUUUAGUAAUAUGUAUUUAUCAUUAUCAAUAAUUAUAAUUCAAUGUAACUUUAUAAUUAUGUAUAAUUUAUACUGUAUAAAUAAUCACAGGGAUUAUAAAUACGUUGAGGAGAAUGUUGCUCAGUUUUAUGUAGCCUGUGUGGCAGAAGGACUUAUGUAUUUGCAUAGGAAAAAUAUUAUUCAUCGAGACUUAAAACCCGACAACAUUCUAGUGAACAGCCAGGGUUAUUUGAAAAUAGCAGAUUUCGGGCUGGCUAAAAAAAUGGACAUAGUAUUUUUCACAACUAAUUUAGUAUUUAUAUAAUUGAUUACAUAAUUAACAUACAUUUAUUAUUAGAACGAAACGAAAGCGUGGACGUACAAUGUCGGCACGGCUUGGUACAUGGCACCCGAAAUUAUAUCGGGUAGCGGCCAUGACAAAAGCGUCGACUAUUGGUCCUUGGGUGUUAUAGUGUACGAAUUAUUGGCAGGUAUGCAAAUCAAUUUAUUAAACUAACANUAUCUUGUUUGAAUUGUAACAAUGAUUUUCUUUUAUUUGUUUAUUUUGUUCAUCUUCGGUCGUGCAAAAAAGUCGCUCCUUACAAUAAUAAUAAUAAUAAAAGUAAUCUUGAAUUAAACAUUAAUUUUUCAGUGAUAAUCCUGAAGAAAGGUUGAUUGAAUUGCGAAACCACGAGUAAGUCACAUUAAUUUAAUUUGAAUGAUUUCAGAAUGUUUUAAACAUAGGGAUUUAAAAUUAAUUAAAAAUAAUUUUGCAUUUAAGGUGGUUUGAAGGUUUCGCCUGGGGUGAUCUGCAAACUCUCAAAAUGACACCACCAACAUUAAAGCCAUUGACGACAGAUGACGCUUCUGUUGAAGAUGACUUCUUGGAGUGGGAGCCUACCGAUAUGCAACUCUCUUCGUCUUCGGACGAUGCCUGGGACAGGGGCGACUACUGUUCUAAAGACAGUGACGAAAUAAAGCGGAAGUCGGUCGUACUGGAUACGAAUGUGGUUGAGGAAAUGGGCGAUGGGAUGAGUGAGGUAAUGUAAAUAAAAAAUGAUAUAUUCUCUUAUGAAUGAGAAAGAUCAGUAAGUAAGUUAUGAUGUGGGUUUGGUUUAUGAUGGUCCGACGAAAGAGUCUGAGAACGACUUUUAAAAAUAUCUUUAAUAACUCCAUAAAUUGUAUGUUGAGCUCUAUUUUUUGGUUAUCCUUCAUAUUUUUUUAAAAAUUUGAUAAAAAAUAUAAUAGAAAUGAUUUUUCGGUAUUAAAACCUUAAGGUUUGCGAACGGAAUCGUUUUUCAUUAAAUCUAAGGAACUUUUUCGAAAAGGCUUAAUUUGUUUUUUUUUUUUUUUUUUGGUACGUUUAAGUAAAGGUACGUUUUCCCUUGCGCCAUUCUCUAGCCCCCAAAUUGUUCUUAUGAAUCAACAUUUAUCUUAUUUAUAAUAAUAAUAAUAACGUAUUGAUUAUGAUUAUGAUUAUAGUGGUAAUUUAUGAAGAAAAAUAAAUAAAUAAAAACUAAAUAUUUGUUGAACAAAAAUAAAUUUUAGACCGGUAUCGAUUUAAUACAUUUAUUAGUUAUUUACCAAUGAUUUUUAAUUGACUUCGUUCAAUCAUUGCGAUAAUUUCGGUGAAAUUGAAAACUCUUGUAUGCCUUUUUUUUCACAUAUUAUUUCUGCAGGCGUUGGUUUAUUGUAAUAUUUUAUUCUAGUAAAGUAUUGUUUGUGUCUGUAAAAAUUAUAAUUAUAUUUCAUAUAAGACAUUUAUUUAUCAACGAAACUAUUUUAUUAUAUUUUUGAACCAAAAUGUACGUUUUCCCUUGCGCGAUCGCGAUUGCGCAUCAUUAUCGCGCGAUUACUUAUACAAUGUAAAUUAAAUAUAGUUGGUUGUCCUCGUGCGGUCGCGGUCGGCGAUCUAAUUUUGUUCGCGCCACGAUCGACUUGUUGUUUUAAUAAUAAUUAUUAAUAAUGCAAUUUUUUCAUUUAUGUUUGAACACUCGUUGACAUCGGUUAUUCAAACAUGAGUUUCGCAAUGGUCAAAUUGAAUAAGGAGCAAGACGCGAUAUUCGUUGAGUGUGUAGCGACGAAACAUCCCCCAAUUUAUAAUCCCGAAAAUAGGCAUUAUAAAGAUUUGAAUAUACGAGAUGCAAUUUGGAAGGAUAUAAAUGGCAACGUCGGGCGAAGUAGUAAGCAAAAUAUUAUAAAUAUUGUUUGUAAAAAAUAUUAUAUUUGUAGGAAUGAAAAUAUAUUAAUGGUAUAAAUAAUUUUUUUUCAAAUAAUACAUUGAGAUUAUAGUAUAUUUAUUUUGAAUAUCAUUAUUAUAAUAUUAUGAGUAGAACAAGACGUGUAGAACAGAUCGUUUAGGUUUAAAAUAAAUGAUUAUUUUCAAUUAAAUACCUGGACACUGUCUAUUUAUGAAUGAGUAUUUUAAAAGCGUUUAAUGCACAUGCACGUGUACUGUGUACAUCUCUACUUUAAGCUAAAAAUAAAUUAAAAUUUCUCGACAUUUAUUUUUAUCGUGUAUAUAAUAUCAAAACUAAUUUUAAUCUCCGUGAUAUUUUUUUUUUUAUUAUUAAUUGAUUGAAAAUGAUCAAAUAAUUGUAAAAUGUUACCAUUUAUGCGUGAAUUCUUCACUUAUAUUAAAUACAAUACACAUCAACCUAUAAUUAGAAGCAGUUAAUACUAAUUAUUUAUUUUUUCUCCAGAAGAUAAAAAUCUGAAAAAAAUUAUGAAUAUAUUAUAUAUACGUCAUUAUUCUUUAAUAAAUAAAUGAAAUUUAUUUCAUUUUUUAUUUAUUUAAAUCAAAAUACACAAAUAAUACAAUAGGUACAAAUCACUAAAUAAGCGACAACUAUGUAUGUUAUAAAUAUUUGAUUUGUUAACGUUUUCGAAAUGCAAUUUUUUUAAUCUGCUUACUAAUUAUUAUACUGCAGUAUACAGAUGGGUUUUAUGUUUUAACUUAAAACAAAUUUAAGUUUUAUUUUUUAAUUUGUUACAAGUACCUUAUCAUUUUUUUUAUAAAUUACGUUUUUUUAUUAUUAAACAAUAUUUUAAUAACUCUUGUUCGAAAUCGGUUAUGUAUAUUUUAUUUUUAUUAGAUGAAGACUGCAAGAGACGGUAUAAACAUAUUAAAGAUGCCUAUUUAAAAAAUAAACGGGCAAGAAAAAUGAUUACUGGAGCAAGUGCCUCUUCAAAACCCUCAAAAUGGCAUUUAGUACCAUUUUUAAAUUUUUUGAAUACAGUAUCACAAGAAAGAAAGUAAGCACCUUUUUGCAUGUAGAGUGAUUGAUUUCAAGUGAUGGCUAUAAUAACAAUUUAUUAUUUAUUUUAACAGCACCACAUCAAAUAUAUAUGAUACUGAUAAUAAUGAAGAUUCUUUCUCAGACGAAGAAGAAAUAAAUAUCACACAAGAUGAUAUACUGCAGUCGUCACCAGUAUCGCAAUUUCCUUAA